Sporisorium graminicola is the source of this 1854-nucleotide messenger RNA. RefSeq lists its product as uncharacterized. The transcript has a single exon. Lineage: Eukaryota; Fungi; Basidiomycota; Ustilaginomycetes; Ustilaginales; Ustilaginaceae. Gene Ontology annotation, cellular component: cytoplasm. Gene Ontology annotation, molecular function: ubiquitin protein ligase activity; zinc ion binding. The coding region runs from base 1 to 1854 and encodes 617 amino acids. The record is from RefSeq and is a predicted model, not a curated record.
AUGAGCGAGGACAACAAGACUUCUGCCGCUUCGCCAACGGUGCCGAUAACGGGAUCGAUCCCAUCAGGCUCAGGAACGCAUCUUCCCGAUCCAUCGCUGCCCGCGCCAAACUUGGGCGAGGAUGAAGUAGGCUUCACUGCAGCCGACCUAAUUGCUCAGCAGUCUCGACUCGAAGCACAAGCGAAUGAGGCCAUUCCGUUCCAGUUCGAUACUUGCACGCACGAGCGCGGCUACAUCCGACAGCCUGUCUACGCCUGCAAGACCUGUGGCGGUGGAGGCGUCUGCGCAGGCUGCAGUGUCUCGUGCCACGCUGAACACGAGUUGGUCGAGCUGUUCAACAAGCGCAAGUUUCGAUGCGACUGCGGCACUCCGAACUUGUAUCGACAGCACGAGCCCAACCGUGCCUUGCAGUGCACUCGAAUCACAGAACAGCUCGUCUAUCCUGAAGGAGCCCAACCUUGCAGCUUGCGCAAGCCAGGCUACAGUCCACAAAACGACGCCAAUGCCUACAACCACAACUUUGACGGCGAAUUCUGCUACUGCGAAAGGGGCAAGACGUACGAUCCAGAGAAGGAAGACGAGACAAUGUUCCAGUGCAUCGUUUGCGAAGAGUGGCUGCACGAGAGCUGUACCGCAUUGCGCCCAGUGUCUCUUCAGGACAGCAGCUCUUCGAUUCAAGCUUCGCAGACCUCGAAUGGAUCGGCGGCCAGCGCGGACCGGCUUGCCAAGGACGGAGAAGCACCUCUCAUCGACCAUGACCUUUUCGACCUGAUGAUCUGCGAUGCGUGCGUCCGAAAGCCCAACAACGAGAUCCUUCGACGCUAUGCAGGUGCCAAAGGGUGGAUGGUGCUUGCGCCAAGCCAGGAUGUAUCCAAUGUCAAAGAGCAUGACUCGAUUGCCAAAAUUCAAGUCCCGACCCAAGAAGAGCUGCGAGAGGCGGGCGGACAAUACCACAAUGGGAGUAGCUGGCAAAUCUUUGGGCUGGCGGUCGAGCCAGACAGGACGCUGACACAGACCGAGGUGAGCGCUGCUACGGAUGGGGCACUGCUGUCGUCGGUCGCCGAACUGGCUCGAUCUACCGUGGUAACAGCCUCAGAGAUGGUGCAAGGGUAUUCAACAGCAGGGGACUGCGCUACCGCAAAACGCGAGGACGAAUCACAACCUGCUAGUCUCAGCUCAGCGUCCGGAAUCGCCGAACGAAGGGAAGGCAAGCGGCGCGCGGAUGACGGGCCUAACGAUCAGGAUACGGGGGAGAGCGAGACAAAGCGUGUCAAACAGGAGCACGAAGCCUCGUCGAAAGCUCAACGAGUACCUUCAGCAAGCUCGUCUGGCUUGAUAGGCGCUGUGCAGAAGGAGGCGGCAUGCAUGCUGCCAGAGCCGCUGAGCGUCGUUGAAUCGCUGCCAGAGUCCAAUGUCAACGAAUGGACGCCAGCGCUGAGCGAAGCGACGACAGCAGCAGCAGCAGCAGCAGCAGCAUCAUCUCAACAACAUCGUUACGACAUCUUCCUAAGCGAGGACUUCCGCGACCGCAUCUGCCGAUGCACAGACUGCCUUGCCAGAUGGGCGCAUCUACCGCACGUCUUGGACGCGGAAGAGACGUAUGCACCGCCGUCGGAUCCGCAAGCAUCGGUGCGCGACGACGAUGCGGCGUCGAUCACGUCGUCGACGUACGAUCUGGGCAUGGCAGCGCUGCGAUCGAUGCCGAGAGAAAAGAUGAUCAACUCGUUGCACGCGUACAGCAAGUUUCGAGAUGCUUUGUGGGAGCAUCUCAAGCCAUUUGCAGGCACAGGCAAGAUGGUGCGCGAAGAAGAUGUUCGAGCGUUUUUCCAGAAGAAGCUCAAUACGGAGCGGUAG